AUGUCCAGAAGCGGCAUUGUUGUACAGGGUUUCUUAAAUGGGUGUAGACCCCUUUUAUUUUUGGAUGAGACCUUUUUGAAAGACAGAUAUAAAGGCAUGCUUCUGAGCGCCAUAGCCUACGACGGAGACCAAGGGAUAUUUCCACUUGCGUAUUGUAUAUGUGAUCAAGAAAAUGUUGAUAAUUGGAGAUGGUUCCUACAAGGCCUGUGGUCCAUACUGUAUGAAAGAUCAAAGCUCAAGGAUUUGGGAAUGAAGGCAAAGGACACACAGGUUUUGGGGAAUUUGCUCCAAACUGCUUGCUAUAAAUACACUAUAGCGGAAUGGAACGACUACAUGAAGGAAAUUUAUGAGAUGGCUCCAGCCACAUAUGAGAUUGGAAUUAAUUACUCGCCAGAGCAUUGGGCAAAUGCCUUCUUCCCUGGCAUUAGAUAUGGCCAUGUAACCUCUAAUGUCGCAGAAUCCUUUAACAGCUGGAUACGUGAAGCCCGUUUGUUACGUAUCCUGCAAAUGGUGGAGCAUAUCCGAAAACAACUUAUGACUCGCAUGAACAACAGACGGAUAAUGGCGUGUAAGUGGACAAGCUAUCUUUGUCCUAAAGCUGAGAAGAUUGUUAGGGAAAAUAUGGAAAAAGGGCACACUUUAGAGAUUAGGCAAUCUAGAGAUGAUAUUUUCGAAGUGCAAUCACAUAGAACCACUCGCGUUGAUUUGGAGAAUAGAACAUGCACUUGCCGAGCUUGGGACGUAACCCGUAUUCCUUGUGUCCAUGCUUGUGCAGCCAUUAUUUAUAUGAAAAGAGAUGUAUAUCAAUAUUGUGAUUGGUUCAUGUCCGUAGAAGCGUUUAAGAAGAGCUACGACGAAAUAUUAUAUCCCAUACCAGACUAUGAGAAGCGGAGUGUGCCCAAGGAUGAAAUCCAGAUUUUGCCACCACUUACCACUAAGAGGAGGGGAAGAAAUAGAACAAGACGCAUAAACAACAGAACCAUAUACAAACGGCCCGUCAAAUGUUCUCGGUGCAAAGUUGAAGGUCACAAUAGAGCAACCUGCAAUGAGCCCAUCCGUGACUAG
This is a messenger RNA of Asparagus officinalis (garden asparagus), 1065 nucleotides long. RefSeq lists its product as uncharacterized. NCBI's taxonomy places the organism in Eukaryota, Viridiplantae, Streptophyta, Magnoliopsida, Asparagales, Asparagaceae. The record is from RefSeq and is a predicted model, not a curated record. The transcript is spliced from 4 exons. Bases 1 to 1065 code for a protein of 354 amino acids. Gene Ontology annotation, molecular function: zinc ion binding.